AUGUGGCACAGCUGGGCCAUCACCUGGGCUGCCUUGCCCAUGGCGGCCGAAAAGUUGUCGCCAGCCUUGAUCGUGAGGUUACAGGACCAGGUCCACGACGAGAAGCGUUCUAUGCGCGGUGAGUACCACGGCGUGGAAGUGCGUUAUUAUGACCUCCUUCCAGACUGCGGAUGGCACCUGGGUCGCUUUGGGAUUGCACCGGAUGAGAACACUUGCGCCCUGCUGCUCAACAACCCGUCCAACCCCUGCGGCGCAGUCUUCACGCGUGAGCAUCUGGUAGCAGUGCUAUCCACUGCAGAAGAGCUCGGUCUUCCUGUGAUUGCGGACGAGGUCUACGCCGACAUGAGCUUCGCCAGGCCCUUUGUCGCCUGUGCCGCUGCUACGGCAAGCAUCCCGAUUCUUUCGGUCUGCGCCCUGUCUAAGCGCUGGCUGGCUCCAGGUUGGAGAGCGGGUUGGAUCACGGUGCACGAUGCUGACGGGGCGCUGGCAGCAGCUGGAGUGCCGGAAACGCUUCUGAAGCUCUGCCAGGUGUCGCUCGGACCCUCCGCUCCCAUCCAGGGAGCCAUUCCCGAGAUCUUCGCUUCCGCACCCAACGGCUGUGACUGGCACAGCGGCGUGCUGAAAGCUCUCGAGGAGUCAGCUCAAUGCUGCAUGCGGAGGUGCCGAUCAAUUCCCGGACUGGAGGUCGCUUCGGAGGCCCAGGGCGCGAUGUAUUUGAUGGUGCGUUUGAAGCCGAACGCCCUGGACCUCGGCACAGAUGAUGUCCUGCUCGCAAGCAAGCUCCUGGAAGAGGAGUCCGUCGCCAUCUUGCCUGGCCAAUGUUUUGCGGCUCCUGGGUACUUCCGCGUGGUCUUCGCAGCGCCUGAGAAGGUGCUGGAGGAGGCCAGCUAG
This is a messenger RNA of Symbiodinium sp. CCMP2592, 891 nucleotides long. The record is from the annotation of a GenBank genome assembly. NCBI's taxonomy places the organism in Eukaryota, Dinophyceae, Suessiales, Symbiodiniaceae.